Messenger RNA from Dioszegia hungarica, 2874 nucleotides. RefSeq lists its product as uncharacterized. Lineage: Eukaryota; Fungi; Basidiomycota; Tremellomycetes; Tremellales; Bulleribasidiaceae. The coding region runs from base 1 to 2874 and encodes 957 amino acids. The record is from RefSeq and is a predicted model, not a curated record. Gene Ontology annotation, biological process: mRNA export from nucleus. Gene Ontology annotation, molecular function: structural constituent of nuclear pore. Gene Ontology annotation, cellular component: nuclear pore. The transcript is spliced from 2 exons.
AUGUCGUCCACACCGUCUACAUCCAGCCAAUGGCACGCGGUCACCCCUUCCACCCGCCCACUAUCGCUGAGCAUCCUCGAGCUCACACCGCUCGCUUUGACUCUCUCGCUCACGCUCGCCUCCCCCUUCGCCUCUUCCUCCUCUUCUUCGCCCUUACCUGGCAGCUCGUCCUCCCUCCAUCCACCUGGCUCCGCAUCCAAGCGUCGCAAACGACCACGGAAGACGGAAAGCGACGACGAAACCGCCGUUGACGUGGAGGACGAACACCGCGAGUCAUCUUACGCCGCGAGCUCGUCCACCCAUAUCCCCGGCAGUUGGCCCGCCGAGGUUGGACGCAGCUUCAAAGAUCUGCUCAGCCACGGUGUCGUCGUCAGUGUCAACGGCCAGCCGUGGUCUCGGAUCGUAGCGCACGCUUCUGAUCCAGAUCCGGACGAGAGCGAGGGGGACGAGGCGGAGGAUGAGUGGGAAGAGGACUGGGAACCGGCGGGUGGCAAGUCGGAUGAAGAGGGUGCGGAGGAAGGAUUAGGGGCGGAAGGUAUGCAAAGAAGAAGGCCAAGGCGGGCUAGGUUCACUAUGUCGGCGCAGAAUGCUGUGGGCGGGCCAAUAGCGAGGAGAAAGGAGGGGAGAAGGGGAAAGAUGGAGAGCGGAAAAGAUAGAGCAGUUGUGGUGGUGUAUGGCUUGUCGCCAGGGAAGGAGUAUGAGAUUGAGCUCAGAGUGGUCGGUAUGGGUGGUACGGAAAUUGAAGCAUCAGUCUCAAAUAGCGUUCUCAUCCCUCCAUUACCAGGAGCUAGCCUUCAUCCUCGGUCCCGCGCAAACUCCCUCCGAUCCCGCCAACAUCCCAGGUCCCGAUCGAAUUCGACCACCACACCCGCCCAGUCGUCCGAAAACACCACGCCAUCCCGCCGGGGCACUCCGCCACCGGGCAGCAGCCCUGCUGUCGAAGCCAUUGCGCCGACCCCUGUUCUGUCUGCCGUCGACACCCAGACCGCACAGAUGCGGCAGCUCGUCGCCUCCGCUGCGGUGGAGAAGGAGCACCUCUCGGCGCAGAUCAAGGAGGCGCGACGCGCGAGCCAGCGUGCCGAAGCGGCUCUACGGCAGGAGAUCGAUGCGGUCAAAAAGUCCACCGAGAAGGCGGGAUCGAUGGACCUGCGGGCAAAGCAAAAGGCACUGGCGUUGCAAGAACAGGUCAAGCAGGGCUGGGCCGGUGCCGAGGCUGCAGACAAGGAGACUGUCGGCGUUGAGGCGGGAAUGGGCGACCUCGAGGCAAAGCUGCAGGUCGCCAUGUCCCAGGUGGGCGUACUCAGGGAGGAGCUCGCUCGUGCUCGUGAAAGAGAGGAUGAGGUCCGUGAGAAGGAUAAGCGGAUGCGAGCGGAAGAGGAGAAAAAGCUCAGUGAGGUGGUGGGCAAGGUGGAAAAGCUCAAAGUCAAGAAGGAGCGGAAAGAGGCUGAAAAGAUCGAGCUGGAGCGGAGAAUCGAGGAUCUCGAGCGGCAGCGGGAGGACGUUGAGAGACACGCGGAGGAAGAGAAGCGGCGGAUCGCGUCUGGUCAUUGGGGGACGCAGGGGCACUGGGACGGACACCAUCACGAGGGGAUUGGACACAACCGCCUGAGCACGCACCCGAGCCUGAGCAAUAUCGGCGCUCAAGGAGGCUACGGAGCCGGGCCUGCCUAUAGGCCUCGCGGAGCACAGGGGUAUCAGCCCCGGUUCCCUUCCGCCGGAGCUGCCCGUCCGGGAUCUACCGCACCCCCGGCGUCCGCGCAAGCAAGCCCGACCAAUUUCUUUCCCCCGAUAUCGUCUGUCGCUUCCUUCCGACCCCCUCCACCUGGACCGCCUCCAGUCAAGAGCUCCACCGCCGUCUCGCCCGCUAUUGGCAGCCGUACCAUCUCCUCCACCAGCUCGGGCGUCAACGCAGCGGCCGCGCCCUUUGUACCGUCCCUAUACACCGGCAGCUCAAGCAGCAGCAGCGCCAACUUUGACGCAUUGCAUCACACCACCCUCAUGCCGCCUGGUAUGCAGCACCGGAUAUACCUCCCAUCCCAGUCGGCUCAGAACCAGUUUCAGAGCGUCCGACCGCGCCCUACCCCCACGUUCCACCCUCCUCCGUCGGUAUUGGCGGAACAGGCUGCGCACGCUCAAGCGGUGGCGAGAAACUCACCAACGACCACCUCAUCUCCCGCAUUCCCACCUCUUCCGGGCGCGUCCUCGCCGGGACAGACGGUCAAGGCGCCAUCGUCGGGGUCAGCUCCGCAAGCACCCGGUCCUAGUCUCGCUUCGAUCAUCACGCGAGCGGUACUUAGUCCAACCUCAUCCCUUGCGGCGCAGAAUAUGGCGGGCGGGACAUCAGCCAUGACCAUCCCCACGCAAGCCGGUCGGCGACCAUCACCACCUGCGAGUGUCGUCCUAGGCAGUGGAGGAGGAACGGCCAGCAACACGCUCAAAUCGCUCAACGCCCCGUCCUUCUCCCCUACCCACUCCCCCAUCUCUCCCAAUCCACCGCUCAUCAACCGGUCGUCCAGCCCAACACCGCCCUCCAGCCGGUCCAACUCUAUCCCUAUCGCACCGACGCAGCAGUCGCAGCCAUACUCUCUCGGCGGGAGAGUGACAUUCGCACCCCCUCCGCCUGCCGCGCAGGACUAUGAUUUCCCGCCUUUAUCGCCCUCGGGACCGUGGGCGAGCCUCAACCCGUCGAUAGGGAGCAGGGUGCGCGGGGAGAGCGGCGAUGCUGGACCCGUGGGUCCACAGGGGAAUGCAGCGGGUAUAAAUAGGACGCAGACGCCGCCUGCGGUAGCGUGGGGCGCGGGGGGAGAGAGGGUGGGGAGUCCGUUAGGAAUGGGAGGGGCAGGGAGUGCGGUGGGCUCUGGGCAGGGCAAGUAG